This is a messenger RNA of Myotis lucifugus (little brown bat), 2259 nucleotides long. RefSeq names its product leucine rich repeat containing 74A (gene LRRC74A). Gene Ontology annotation, molecular function: protein binding. NCBI's taxonomy places the organism in Eukaryota, Metazoa, Chordata, Mammalia, Chiroptera, Vespertilionidae. The record is from RefSeq and is a predicted model, not a curated record. The coding region runs from base 1 to 1620 and encodes 539 amino acids. The transcript is spliced from 16 exons.
AUGCCUCCAGAGUCUCUUGACAGUAAACUGCAAGUGAACUUCAACUCCAACGAACGUGAAUACAGCCACGCAGUUGGGGUCAAAUCCAUACAUGCCCAAUUCCCACCAAAGCCCACUCUCCCCAGGGCUUGCAGGGAUAGAAAGAUAACCACACGCCUCCAGAUUUGUCUAUCUGGCAGCAGCCCCCAAGAGGCCCCUGGCACCAUGGACAAUGAUGAACCUCUUGAGCCUGAGACAACAGAGGAGACUGGAACCCAGGCGACACCACAUAGCAGUGAUGAAACGCUCUACUGUGAGGCCGAAGCCGCCCCGGCCUCGGAUAAAGGGAAACCCACCCGGGAGAGUUCAGAAACAGACCUCGAGAUCGAAGAUACUGAGAAAUAUUUCACCACCGGGCAAAAGGAGCUGUACAUGGAGGCCUGCAAACUGGUGGGCGUAGUGCCUGUCUCUUACUUCAUCCGGAACAUGGAGGAGUCCUACAUGAACCUCAACCACCACGGGCUGGGCCCCCACGGUACUAAGGCCAUUGCGAUUGCCCUGGUGUCCAACACGACUCUGAUCACCCUGGAGCUGGCAGACAACAGUAUCAUGGAGGACGGCAUCAUGAGCCUGGUGGAGAUGCUACAAGAGAACUACUACCUCCAGGAGCUGAAUAUUUCCGACAAUGCUCUUGGUUUUGAGGGGGCCAAAGUCAUCUCAGAGUUUCUCCAGAAAAAUUCCUCUUCACUCGUGAGCCUUCAGCUAUCAGGAAAUAAGUUCAAGGACCAAUCUGCAGAGCUGCUCUGCCAGGCCCUGUCGGCCAAUUACAGAAUUAGGGAAAUGGAUCUCAGCCACAACGAAUUCUGUGACAAGGACGGGGAGUUCCUGGGAAGCAUGCUGGCCCUCAACGUAGGGCUCCAGACACUGGACCUGAGCUGGAAUCACUUAAGCUCACGGGCAGCUGUGUCCUUGAGCAACGGUCUCCGGUCCAACGUGACCCUGAAGACACUAGAUAUCUCCAUGAAUGGCUUUGGGAACGAGGGGGCUGCGGCCCUGGGGGAGGUCCUCAAAUCCAACAGCUCCCUGGCCUACCUAGAUGUCAGCAACAAUGACAUCGGCAACGAAGGGAUCAUCAAACUCAGCAAAGGACUGGAGUUCAACGAGUGCCUCCGAACCCUGAAGCUUUUCCUGAACCCUAUGAACAUGGAUGGAGCUGUGUCACUUAUCAUGUCCAUCAAGAAGAACCCCAGAUCCAAGAUGGAAAACCUUGACAUUUCCCAUGUGAUGGUGUCCGAGCAAUUUGUGAAAUUCUUAGAUGGGGUGUAUGCCGUCCACCCCCAGCUGGACGUGGUCUACAAGGCAAUCCAAGGCCUCUCUGCCAAGAAAUCCAUCAUCCAGUAUCCAAACCCCAUGAAACUGAUCCAGAGCUAUGCCGACCAGAACAAGAUCAAGGUCCUGGACUUCUUCAAGAGCUUGACCCCUACUGGGAUGAUGAAGAUGCCUGUGAGCGAGUUCUUGAAAGCCAUGAUACAGCAAAACAAGAUCCCCCUAAACCGGUUCCAAAUCAGGGAGCUGAUCAAGCGGCUGGAUGACAAGAAUGGCAACGUGAACUUCAGUGUCUUGGAAGUGGUGAGGCCAUAGCAACAAGUCUGUCCUGGAAAGAAGUUUCUGUGACAGAGAAGUCCUGGCAAAUCGGCCAGUGGCGAGGAGGAGGAGGAGAGCUGGCUGAGACUGCAGUGGACAAACACCGAGGCCAGGACCGGGAGAGAGCCAAUAAAGUCUGGCUUGAUCUCGGCGUCUCUGGGCUGCUGCUAGUGCGCCCUUCCCAGGGGAGCGCCCUCUGGUUUUGGGGAGCGUGUCCUUGAGGGCCUCUUUAAGAACCAGGAAGACACAUUGGGGAUGCAGUGGGGUUGCUAGGCGGCAGGGAAAGAGCCGUGGGGAGGAGGCCAAUGCAUAGAGACGUCAUGUGGCCAUAGUCAUUGUGAACUGUGUCGAGGGGAGAGAUUUCGAGGUGCGGGAAGCAAUGGCAGAGGGAACAGACGCCCAGGAGAUGCGGACAGGGGCCUUCAGGAGCACACGCCGAGGGGUCACGUGUAGGAAGCCAGGCUGGGAGGCGGAGAGACCUGGCUCCUCGGUGAGGCCCGGCACUACCGGCACCUGGCCUCGGAGCCUCACGGUUCCACCUGCGAAGUGAGACAGCUGCAACCGGUUGUAGGGACCUCCCACUCCACGUUUUUCAGGAAACCGGGGAGACAUGAGGAGCUGAGCAAAAUAGCCAAG